AUGUCGAACAUCAUAUCUGUAGACUUGCUGUCUUAUGCGGUAAACCCAACCUACAUCAACACGCUUGUCACGACAAAUGUGUCCAACCCGACAAAGAUUGAGCUUCUUGCUUACGACCAAAGCUUCCCUUCCGUGAUCGGCGAGCAGGCAACAGCUCGACAGCUGCAUAACCUCGACUGGCAAGCUUUCCACGAAGCGGGUGUGUACAACAAGGACACAAACAAGGUGUACGUGACAAGCAACUGGGCCGGCGAUCUCGACAACCCAAUCAACGUUACUGUGGUGGAUCUGGCAAACAACUAUUCGCUAUCCUCAACUCGUUAUUCCGAGCUCGCUGAGGCCAACGGAGGAACGAGUUACUUCCCACCCGGUACCGAAGGCAAUGGUUCGUUCCCUUCUCGCAUGUUGUUCUGCGAUGAGGGUUCGUUCAAUGACUACUCAGCCCUUGUCUCCGUCGACCCGGCCACUGGCGCAUCGGAGAAGAUCUUGACGUCCUUCCUCGGUCGCAAUUUCUCUAGCAUCAACGAUGUGCGUCAGCAUCCUGAGACCGGAGAUCUCUGGUUUACGGACGCCGACUAUGGCUAUUUCCAGCACUUCAGACCAGUACCUACGAUUCCAACACAGCUGUACCGCUUCUCUCCCAAGACAGGAGAAAUUGCCGUUGUGGCAGAUGGCUUCAUGCAGCCCAAUGGGCUGGAGUUUUCCCCGGAUCUCAAGACGCUGUACGUCAGCGAUACAGGCGCUGGAGGCUUUGAUAGAAACAUGACUCGCCCUGCGUCUCUGUAUGCAUUUGAUAUCGUUAACAAGAGAACGCUCACGGGUCGUCGAACGUUUGCAUAUGCCGACAGUGGAUUUCCAGAUGGUGUACAUUGCGACCUGGAAGGCAAUGUCUGGGCUGGGUGCGGCGACGGUAUACACGUCUGGAAUCCCGAGGGCACAUUGUUGGGCAAGAUCUGGACUGGCGUUGAGACGAACAACUUCGCUUUCCUACCAGGUGCUGUUAUGGUCUUUUCCAAUGCCCAGCUCUGGAUUGUGGAAAACGUAGUUGCAAAAGGGAGAGAGCUCUGCCGGGAUUUCGGUGCAUGUUAA
Ascochyta rabiei is the source of this 1089-nucleotide messenger RNA. Its product is annotated as Gluconolactonase. The transcript has a single exon. The record is from RefSeq and is a predicted model, not a curated record. Bases 1 to 1089 code for a protein of 362 amino acids. NCBI's taxonomy places the organism in Eukaryota, Fungi, Ascomycota, Dothideomycetes, Pleosporales, Didymellaceae.